AAAUAUUUCAUAAAGAAAAAUUCAAACAAUAGAAAUGGCCAAGGUUGUGGGCAACCCUGCCCAGAUGGUUGUUGCUUUGCUCUUCCUUUUGGCCCUCAUGCUUUCCAUGAAUGAAAAGCAAGGGAUGGUAGAGGCAAAGGUGUGCGAGAAGCGGAGCAAGACAUGGUCGGGAUGGUGCGGGGACACAAGCCAUUGCGACCGGCAAUGCAAGAAUUGGGAAGGUGCCAAACAUGGAGCUUGCCAUGCUCAAUUUCCUGGAAGGGCUUGUUUUUGCUACUUCAACUGUUGAAAACCAUGCAAUAACCUUUCUCCAUAUCAUUCCCCUUCUAAAAAAAUAAAUGUUUCAGUUGCUUAAUGUGUGUUUUUCUAUGUGAGUGUGAAGGGAUCUAUAUGUAAUUUAAGUUUCUAAUUAAUGUUUUUAUGUUUGAGAAGUUCAUAUGGUUGGGAAAGUGA
Messenger RNA from Benincasa hispida (wax gourd), 453 nucleotides. RefSeq names its product defensin-like protein 1. The record is from RefSeq and is a predicted model, not a curated record. Lineage: Eukaryota; Viridiplantae; Streptophyta; Magnoliopsida; Cucurbitales; Cucurbitaceae. Gene Ontology annotation, biological process: defense response.